AUGAUCGUCGAUUUGGUGAGCGCAGCUCGUCAGGCGGAUUGGGAUCGCGCUCGUGAACUCCUGUUCCAUCACUGGGGUUCCGAAUGUCCGAAGCUCUAUGCGCCCAAUCCUGAACAUCCCUGGGAGAUUUCCGAGGACGAAAAAGACAUCAAUACAGCUUUAUUUGUGCCGUUGGCUGGUGCGUUCUGUGCUGAUUCAUCGGUCACAGACUCCUCUCUCCGUCCGUUGAUCGAGCAAACUGGUUUCUCAGGUGAAAAACACCGUACUGGUCAAAUUUGUGGCCAUGUGUUCAAAAGCGGUGAACUCACAUACAGCUGCAAGGAUUGUGCCACCGACGCGACGUGUGUUAUGUGUCAUGAAUGUUUUCACCAAUCCGAGCACAAAGCACAUAAGUACAAAAUGCAUACUUCAAAUGGUGCCGGUUACUGCGACUGUGGAGAUAAGGAUGCUUGGAGCAGAGGGUACGCCUGCAAAUUGCACGAAAUGAACGAAGACGACAAUAUCCCGUUCUUUCUGCCAGAGUCUCUGGAAGCCAGACUUCGAGGAUUGACCUGUCUCAUUCUCCAGUAUUCCACGAAGUUAAUCUGUUGGGAAAAGGCAGAUGUUCUUCCUUUGGACUUGAGUUUGAUGGGUAUAGAAAAACCUGAAGUUUCAAGUGUGGCGCCUUAUGUUACCGUCUUGUACAACGAUGAAACGCAUACGUACGAAACGGUUAUUCGCGCCUUAGAAAUGUUUAUACACUGUACUAAGGAUCAAGCAAUGUUAAUUGCUACCAUAGUUGAUCGUGAGGGUCGAAGUUCGGUUAAGGUUGGGGCAAAGCUAGAUUGUGAACGAGUGAAGUCUGACAUUCAGCGUCGAACACUCCGUGAUGUGAAUAGACGCACUGAGAAGACAGGUCCUCUCGAUGUGAAGGUCAUGGAUGGUGCGCUGGUUGCUCAUCAGAAUCACGCCAUUGCUCUUCUGGCUUGGCUCAAUUCUCAGAUAGAUGCAUUUCCUGUCCUCGGUUCAAUAGUUGGUGAUGUUUUAUUGAACACAAUCGUUGAAAAGGACAACGAUGGUCUUGAAGUCGAUGAGACGAUUUUAGUACGAUUACUCCGUUUCGAUAAGAAAAUGUGGAAAUCUGCACGGGCUAACACACAUCAAAUGUUAAUGAAGACCGUACUUAUGAAUUUUGAGCAGAAAGUUUCGUUUUCUAAAACAUUUCUUGAGCAUUAUGAGGAUAUUUACGCUGAAUUCAUAGAUGAUGACCACGACAUUGACAUUUCCGUUGUCAGUCUCACAGUUCAGUUUUUAACUGUCCCCAGUAUAGCAAGACAGCUCAUUACCGAAGAUGGUGCCAUGCGGACUAUCUUCAGCUCACUCGUAAAGCAUACUGAUCAGUUCGCAAGAGAGCCGAAGGAUUUACUAUCACGUUUUGACUUUGCUAAGCAUACAUUUCCUGUUACGGUAAGGAGAGGAAUGCAUAUGAUGCGGGAUCUUGGCUAUAUAUUGACGUGUGUUCCAUCAGAAGAGAAUUGGAAUGAUCAGUUGAGGGAACAGUUUAUUGAAGGAUGUCAAUCGCUGAUACGGUUCUUGCAUCGUCUUCAGGGUAUGGAUGAAGUGAAACGUCAGUCCGUGGAGCACCAAGUUUGGGAGUUAGAGUGGGAAACGGCUUUUAACAUCCAGUUGCGUAUACAAGACAUCCUGGGAUAUGUUAUUGCCUGGACGAGAGCUGAUCGAACAACCCAUCGUGCAGUUUUUCGCAUUUGUUUGGAAUCUCUUACACUUCACCCACCUUCUACGUUAGAAGAACCAGCUGGGGCCACUCACACUGUUGUGGAAGUGAAUGGUGAUUCAACUGUCGUUAUUCCAUUUGACGUUCUACGUGGGGCAGUCUCUAUUCAUCAACCAUUAUGGCGACUAACUGCCGGAUUGUUUACUGCUAGUCCUAACCUCCUACAUUUCUUGAUUUCUCUUGCGACUACAAGUCUAUCAGAUAAUGAAGUUUACAUUCGUCAACUAAUAAGAAAAAUGGCAACCACUCUGUAUGAGAUGCCGCUCAGGGUACUCGUAUUGUGUGCCCAAGCACACGCUCAGCUAUGGCGUCGCAACGGCUUCUCACUGGUGAAUCAGAUUCACAACUAUUACUCGCCACUUUGUCGCACGGAGAUGUUCGAUCGUGAUUUGCUAAUGAUGCAGGUUGGAGCUACUAUCCGUCCUCCAACAGAUUUUCUGUUACACAUUAUUUGUCGUUUUCGUCUCGUUCAAUGGGCUGAUCAAUCUGGAGACGGAGCAUCGAAACAUCCAACACCUUUUGGGAAAAUGGAGCCUGAAGAAACUGGGAAAAUCAUCGUUAUCUUAGCUGAAGAGAUGUUACACUUGUUGAUAAUGAUAGUCGGCGAGAGGUAUUAUCCAGGUGUGGGAAAGUGUACUUUCACUGAGAAAAUGCAGCGUGAAGUCAUUCAUGUAUUAUGCACUGGGCCACAACCGUUUAGUCAUAUUCAAAAGAAAAUGUCUCAUGAUCCCAUGGUUGAGCGUGUUUCCUUACACGAUGUCGUCAGCAGUGUUGCCAACUUUGUUAAGCCAACUUCAACUUCUGCAGGACAGUUCCACUUGAAAGACACAUUGCUGUCGGAGUACAACCCUUUCUUUUACCAUUACUCGAAAAGUGAUCUUUCACAAGCUGAGCAGUAUCAACAAAAAGUGCGGUUAAAGCUUAAUCGAAAACUGCAAGCAUGUCCACCACCAGUUCCUUGUGAGUUUGAACCCUUCUUCGUCCCCGUUCGGAAUAUUCUCAAAACUCCGUGUUUGAUCAAAAUUUUAAAACUCGUUUUGGAUAGGACAGGGAAGCGUAGUCGAUUUUCAAGCGACCGGCUCCUUCACCGGGCUUUGUAUUUAAUUGGAAUGGCUUUACACGAACAAGCGCGGGAUCUUCAAGGCUUUCCAUUCAUUGAAACAGCAGCAAAGGAAGAGUUGUUACAAUCACUAGAGUCGCUUGCCGGUUCUACAGAAGUUGCUAGUCAUGCUGAUCUACUUUGGUGGACAAUCCAGAAUUACAAAGAAAUUCAACGGUUGUCUGCAACUGGGCAUACAACGGAGAAAGGAAAAGAAAGUGUUGAUAAUCAGGAAACCACAAAUGACGCCAGAGCAAAGCGUGCUGAACGAGCGGCGAGAAUGCGGGAACAAGCAAUGAUGAAGAUGUCAAAAAUGCAAAAAUCCUUCCUGAAGGUCAUGGAAACAGAGAAUCCUGUUUCGUCGGAUCAAAAUCAACCAGGAAGUGCAGUGUCGGACUUUCGGGGCGAUGAUGAUGAGGACUUUGUUAGCAAGCAAGAGGAUCAUGGAUUUCCCGUCUGCUUGGGCCCACAGCGCAGUCGUGUUGAAGAAGUUCUGCCACGGAAAGUGACAUGCAUAUUGUGUCAAGAGGAAGAGAUACUAUGUCCUAAGAGUGGAAAAGCGUUCGUAUGUGCAGCCUAUGUACAGAAGUCAUUACUAUUUGCGCAACGUGGCGAGCCUGAAAACGAUGCGAAAUUACGAGAUUUGGCGCCAGCUAAUCUCCUUUUUGGUAUCGACGCUUCUACGUGUUCACAUACAAUGCAUUACGAAUGUUUUCACAGCCUUCUGGAAACACUGCUUAGCAGAGAACGUCAACGUCCUCGUCAACAAAUGGUUUUCAAUCAAAAAAUGGUUGAUCCUGAGGUAGGGGAGUAUCUAUGUCCUCUUUGUAAACGUCUUUCAAACACUGCAAUGCCUUUGUUACCGGCGCUGCAACUGAUGGAUAUUGAUGGGUUCUCCAGAGCACGUAACGAUAAGAACGAAGACUUUGACAGCUGGGUUAAUAGGGUGAAAAACCUUUUGGAUACCCCACCAGUACGGCAAACACCAACCCAGAAGCCGAAAACGCACAGCAGGAAGAGAUCUCACUCCGAACGUUCUUUAUUGGAGCUGGUGAAACAAGGAGAUGAGCUUUCGGUAAUGCCACUUGACAAUUCACUAUCUACAUCAGUUCCUUCUGCUUCUACAAUGUCACUGUUGCUCGGACAGAAAACAUCAGCUCAACUGCCCGCGGAAACCACUUCAAGCACUUCGUGUAGUGCAAUGGAUGUCGACGUUGAAGAGGAUCCUCAGCGAGCUGUUGACCUGUUCCGUGAAAUGACCGAAAUCAUGCGUGUGCAGAACUCAGAAACCCGUGCCGACAUCGAAGUGCUGACCUCACCACAAUACGAAACAUCCUCGUCGUCAGAUCUCGCUUCUGCACGUCGUGAGAGACGAAGCGAUGCUACAAGUGGACGAUUUGGUUUCCUUGGAGGCAUAAUUAAGGGGUUACCAUCCGCUGGAGUAGCUGUACUGUUGAAGCUCUUGAGAAAGAUUGUUGGGCCCUCAUAUGAACGCUACGAAGAAAUGGUGAAGGUCUUCAGCAGUGUGCUGAUUCAUAAGGGACGUGUCCGUGGUACAGAUGAGACGAAAGCUAGGGACAGUCAUGACGAUGUUCACAGUCCUCCUGCUGCUCUAGCAGUGUGGAAGAGUGCCGCUCACGUAGCGAGAACAAUAGCAGCUGUCCUCGAUAAUGAAAGGAAGCCACUGUUCUGCGCUAUGAAUACGCGUCAGCGAGACUGUCUGUUGGCAAUGGCUCGCCUAUCGGCGGCUCUCUCAUUUUGCAUCCAACUUCUACCUGAUUUCACUGCGAAUAUGUUGAGAGUACUACUAACUCCCCCACCUCCGGUGCCUUCGACUAUCGGUGUGGCUCCAGUAAGCCCGCGCUCGCCAGAUUAUCACGCAGCUACUAGUCCAGUAUAUAGUUUUGCAAGCUCAAGCCCGUUGUCGUCAGACUCGCCAGCAAAACUUUUAUCGUCCACUUUUGCUCAAUUGUUCUCUAGUAAAAAGGAGGUAAACGUGAACCUCCUUCACGUUGACAUGUUGAGUUUAGCACUGUCAUUGAUGAUGUCAAUCGGUUGGACGUGGAACGACGGUUUUCAAUCACUGAAACCAACUCGCCAGCUGCGUGAAAUGCUUCCAGAUGGGUCAUUAGACGAACUGCACGUUCUACGUCUCUGUCUUACAGGGCUUUAUUUCCAGGUGUUUGCGUCAUUCGUAGACAGCGAAAUUCGAGAUGAAGAAAGUGGAGGCACAGUUGACAAAGCUUCUUCUUCUCGUCUGGAAUUGUUAUGGUCUAUCGCGAGAUAUUCUGACGGCGCCUUGGUUGAUGUCCCACGGCUGUACACUACUCUGACUGAGGCGACGUUGUCCUUGUUGCGCCCGUUAGCAUUAUUCUAUCAUGCUUUAACACUUGUCAAUCCUCCCGAGGCCUUAAAAGAUCCAUCAGUUGACGAAUUCGAACCAUUAUGUCGAUACAUGGGGCUUCCAUCACAUCUUGCUGAACUUUUGGAUGGAAUAGCUAUAGAGCAGCUGUUUUAUAUAAAAUGCAAGGUUAGUAUAGGUCUUCGUUGUCGUUGUCUUUCCGCCUUCCUCAUAGCCAUGAUGUUACGAGUGAGGAUCGCCGAAACGUCAGCCAUCGACCAACGAGAACAACAGCAACGACAACAACAACGACAACGACAGCGACAGCGAAAACCUUUACCAACCUCGCAUUUGCCAAAGAAGUUCAGUUCAUGA
This is a messenger RNA of Angiostrongylus costaricensis, 5589 nucleotides long. NCBI's taxonomy places the organism in Eukaryota, Metazoa, Nematoda, Chromadorea, Rhabditida, Metastrongylidae. The record is from the annotation of a GenBank genome assembly.